AUUUCAUCACAGUGACUCUUCCCUCCUCUAUUUCCCCCAUCGUCCCCCGCCAUUUUCCUCUUCUUUUGCGCUUCUGCAUCCAUCCUCCUUUGCCUUUUGCCUCAUUCUAAGCCAGCCCAUAGACCUCAAUGCCUGCCUACUAACCCAUGGCUCAUACUACUUUGGCAGUGACACCCUGACGCGAAGCACAACACAGCCAGCACAACACAACAUAACAUACACCUAAGGCAAUCGACUAUCACUGGUGUGGCUACCAACUAGCUCGCUCAACCACUUGGGGAUUUCUCUGGGUUCGACCUGCCUCCUUCUUCAGACUCGGUGCUGGCUUGACAAAGAUCUCACGCUAGUAUCUGUCAUCAGUCGUCCGACCCGGAUCCCUUAUUGGACCCUGGACUCAACGCUUGUUUGCGCUGGAUAGCUAUUGAUCUCAGCCCAAUGUAUGCUUUUUGAUUCCUUUGAUUCUUCGGGUUGCCGUGUCUCUCCUAUGUGUCCUACCCAGUCCCAUCGACAGUGUUGGGUCGGGAACCUUGUUGUCCCUUCCAAAGUCGAACAACCUUAGCCCUCCCGUCUAUCAACUCGGGCAGAACAUGAUGUACUGCUAUAAGACAACAGCUAACUAGAGGAGCUAGCCGCCCUUGAAUCGCCUUGGCGUGUGUUGUUCAUCUAUACGCCCAUUCCUGGGCUCCCAGUUAGUGCCAGCAGCGGUCCUGCUCAGAUACACAGCACGGUUCGAAAUCGUCUACACUUAACGCAUCCAUUCACUCUGAUAGCUACAUCAACACUCUGCCCGCAGAAUGGACUCCUUUAGCCCUUCACAGGAACAACGAGGCGGCGCCAAUGUAUCCCCGCAGGCGGCUCAACAGCAGAGCUCGAACCUGGCUGCUCUGGGUCAGCAGAGACACCAGACCACGAACCCUUUUUGGCAAAACUGGGCUGGAGAUGAUCCCUGGAACCAUCUUGCCUUCGGUGCGCCUAAUGAUGGCCAGACCCGCUCGCAACUUAUUGGAUCCGCCAACUUUCAAACAUCGUAUCAAGACUAUCGGAGCAAACCACUUUUAUCAGAAUGUGAUACCAACCCAGAGGAUUCGGCUUACGGCAGCCGCUUGACUCAUAGCAUUGGAAACCCUUCUGCAUAUGGUGAAGAUAUGGACCCUGAUGUCCAAAAUUUGGAACCUCAACAUUCGGAUGCCCAGCUUGUCAACAGAAACUUAGAAACUCUCCAACUGCAGUGUCAACCAGCCUCCAACGAUGCUCACUUAUAUCAAGACCAAUGGGUCCGACCUUACCCGCCCGCAAGCGUUGCAACGGCCCCGGUUGGUGGAGAACGACGUUGGAUCUGUGGUGACUGCCAGAAACGAUGCCGUACACGUUCCGAGCUAAGAAAACACGAAUUGAAACAUUCUCUUCCUUGGCACUGUGACGUUACAGGCUGCUCACGUGAGAAAGGCUUCACGUCCAAGAACGAUCUCGACAGACAUAAGAGAACCGUACAUAGCGACCGCACUGUUUCUGGUCGUACCUUUGUGUGUAAUAUUGGCAACUGUGCGAAGAAAAGUAAAAUCUGGCCAAGGGCAGACAACUUCCGGUCACAUUUGCAGAGAAUUCAUGCAAAGACAUAUUCAGCCAAUGACGAUCUAUCUGAAUAUGUGCAUCGUCCAGUUCCGUCACAAGAUCUCGAGGGUGUGGGUGGGAGUGCUAUGGCAUAUCUCCAGGCACAGGAACAAUUACCUGGUCUGGCUCAUCCCUCAACAAUCCUAUCCUUCCGUGUGUCUUAUGGUGAACGACGGGCUUCACAACCCCAAUCUGUUACCAGUAAUCCUCCUCGAGGACCACCCUCUUUAUCUUUUGAUCGAGAUGCAUCAAGCCUUGCAACGGUACGAGAAGGUGAUGAGAGCUUCGCUCACCCUGACAUUGUCCAUGGACGCAGUGCUCUGCCACCGAAUCAAUGGCCGGCAUCUGCUUCUGAGGAGGAUGCGCCUGGUGACGAUGUCACCGCUUCUGAAGCUGAACAGCCUGACGAUGAUGCAUUAGAAACUAUGGACGGCGUGCAGCAAGUUGAAGGAGCAACUGCAGAUGUCUCUCAUGAAAAUGGGGACCUAGGAAGCCAACAGGCUGAUGUCAGAAUGGUUGACGCUGACGAAGCCCAACGGACUCCUAAAGCAAUUCCCCCACAAGAGAAGGAAAGUGAAACACCGUCCGAUCUGAGCCCAGAAUCAGCAUACGAUGACCUUCUUGAUAAAAUACCAAAAGAACUUAUCGCAAGCUAUCUGAAGAAGAAGCGGUUCGCAGGCCUCGGAGAGGAGGCCUCAAAACCAGACACAGUGAGCAGCAAGAACCAAACACAUCCUCACAAAUGCCAGGAGUGUGACAAAGCAUUUCCUCGUCUGUGCGAGCUGAAAAAGCACCAGAAGAGGCAUUCAAAACCAUACGGUUGCACUUUUGCCGAUUGUAAAAAGACAUUUGGAAGCAAGAACGAUUGGAAGAGACACGAAUCGAUUCAGCAUUAUCAACUUGAGACAUGGAUAUGUGACUGCGCCAAGUCUGAUUCUGCUGAGCCUUGUGGCAAGGUUUGCUACCGCCGCGAGAGCUUCCGGAACCAUCUUUCGAAGGAACAUGAGAUUACAGAUACCAGUAAGCUCGAAGAAAAAGUUGAAGGCUGUCGAAAGGGUCGUCACUGCGAUGCUCACUUUUGGUGCGGCUUCUGUCGGGAAACUGUUGAGAUUAAAGAGACGGACAACACCUGGGCAAAACGUUGCGACCACAUCGACGACCAUUUUUCUGGCCGUCGUGUACCCAAGAGAGACAUCAGGGAGUGGAUACAUGAGAAGGACCACAGUAUUGUUCCCUCGGCUCCCCAGAUGGACGAGUCUGGAUCCUCAUCUGAAUCAUCCCCAUGUGACCCAGUAUCUCCUCAGAGCCCUGUCUCUACAGAAAACAGUGGUGAAGAUCGCCGAGGUAGAAAGAAGGAUAUGUAUAUGUGGACAUGUUGUAAUUGCGCUGUUGAAAAUAGUUUCAGCAACAACACGUUGUGCUGCGAGUGCAACCAACGUUCGUGCAAGAACUGCACUUGGCACGCAAUUCCAUCUACAAGUGACACUUAGCUUAUUGUGUCAGUGCGUCAAUGUUAUACUAUAAUCUACGGAUGUUCCCUUUUCUGUUAUUAUUGAUGCGAAUGAUAUACCCCCGUCAUGUGGCAUGUUUGGAUAUUUACAAUUUAUAAGAUUCAGAAGGUCGUUUUUGCUUGGGAAACACUUGUAUUCAUAAUAGAAUGAAUUUCAUCUUAACUCCACCUUCUGCAGCUUCCAACAAGGCUAGGAUGUGCGGAAAUAAAGAGCAUGUUGAUCCAUAGCAAUGCUAUAGGCCCGGCAGUGGCUAGGGCAAUUGUAAGCUGGGCAACUUUACUCCUGAUAUAUCACGAAUCAUUAGUGGGAGUCUGCUCCGGGGUAUUACCAAACGAACCCCGUAAGAUCAACAAAGUCAAGAAGACAGGGGUAUCGGUCAACUUCGAAUGCCGUCCGCAUCCUCGAAUAGUGUCCUGGCGCAUACGACGUAUUUCCACUUUUGUUGACCACCAGCUGGCAUGGCGCGGACUAUUGUCUCAGUCUCAAGCCACUCCAACAGGCGCCCCGGAUAAGCUCCCGGGGCGUGAUCCAGGGCAGCCAUGAGGUCCAUGUGGAUGAGAUGCUUCAAAGCUGAACCCGACCGACGAGUUGCAUCGCCGGGCAUCUGUUCUAUGUGUGUCACAGGCGCAUAAUGAUCCAUCGACGACAAAAGGAACUAUUGGCAUUGGAAGGGUCAGCCAAUGCACCGCUGUGAGUUUCUGGUAGUUGCUCAUUUCCCCAGGAGCCGCUUUGGGUAGUCUACAUCACUUGUCAUGUUACACAAGGGACCACUGACAUGACCCUUGCUCUCUCAACGGGGCAUGGGGUUGAAAAAAGAAUGUAUAACUGUACAACAGAGUAGAUAGGCUAUCUCGCAGGGGUUACCCACGGAAGAUAAGAUCUGCACCACAUUUGGGGAAGGGACCGAUCCUCCCGACGCUCGAGUGUGCCCAGAUAUACAUCUCAAUAACUAGUAUCAUCAAGUGUAAUACAAAGGCCAAAGGUUUCUGCACCACCUUGACCAUCCCAUGAAGCAAGAUGGCCAUGAGAGUGGUAUCUCGAUGGCUAUGGAAUGAACAAGCCGAACGACUGAGAGCUUUGGGUGCCCUUAGACUGCCAGAUUACUGGUGACAAGUGAGUUCACGCCUACAACGGCGGCUAAUGGUUCCGCUUGACAUCCAAUCCUGACAAGUUGCAUUUCCUAGUUACAUAGUAGUUGAGAGUGGUACAGAGCUGACUCUGACUCGAACCAGGUUGUAAAGAGGCUGAAGGGCUGGCUGUGUGCAUUGAAGUUGACCUGAAUCCAUGCACUCGGUUCAUCCUGUCAGAUCAAGAUAUCGAGAUUCAAGACGUAAGUUUACGUAUUCGU
Molecule: messenger RNA, 4470 nt
Organism: Fusarium verticillioides 7600
Lineage: Eukaryota; Fungi; Ascomycota; Sordariomycetes; Hypocreales; Nectriaceae
Exons: 5
Coding region: 795-3101 (768 amino acids)
Biological process (GO): regulation of transcription by RNA polymerase II
Cellular component (GO): nucleus
Source: RefSeq, a predicted model, not a curated record